AGUAGGCAGCGUUACGAAGAAACACUGAAUUCUUGUUUGCUCUAAAUGCGAUCCUAAACAUGCUUUCCAAAUUGCAAUUAUACCCAUCAUUGAUUCGUACGUAGUAUACGGUAUACCCAACAACUGCUGGCACACUAAAUGUUUUUUAGCGCAUAGUUUUCAUCACAAUACAUUUCCUACGAGGCAGGAAGCAGCGCCGACUGGAACGAAUAUCUGCAAGGCAUUACUUCAGUCUACAGAUUUGGCAUUUCUGUCGUUGUUAUCAUGAAGUGCAUUCUGGUAGCUCUCCUUCUCGUUACGUGCACCGAAAGUAGUGUCGUCCGCCUGCGCCGGCAACUGCCUGGAUUGGACAGUCUGGGCGCCUUGGCCGGUGGCAGCCCGUUAGGCGGUUUGACUGGCGCUCUGGCUGGUCAGCCGGGUGGCGGAGCAACCGCUGGUGGUGCCGGCUGCACAGCCGACACAAUUGCACUCUGUGGAAUUCCGCUGUGCAAGAAUCAGUUAGGUAGCGGCGGUAACGUGCAGGUGAUCAGCGGUGGCAAUACCGGUGGCGCGGCUUCCAGUGGUGUCUGUCCACCGCCUUCUGUGUGCAGCAUGUGUGCCGGCGCAAGUAUCCUCCCAGGUUGACUUCCCAAGGCAACUUCCCGUGACUGGAGUCUACGGAUUUUUAAUCAUUAGGCCGUUUGUUGAUACGCUCCUAUAUGGUCUACAUGCUGUCUGCUCAUUUUUAAUUAUUUUCCGAAAGGAAAAAAUUGUGGUCGCUCGUGUGUUUCUGGUACUGAACGAAUAAAUUUUGGUUUCCUAUUGG
This is a messenger RNA of Paramacrobiotus metropolitanus, 805 nucleotides long. RefSeq lists its product as uncharacterized. The record is from RefSeq and is a predicted model, not a curated record. The transcript is spliced from 2 exons. Lineage: Eukaryota; Metazoa; Tardigrada; Eutardigrada; Parachela; Macrobiotidae. The coding region runs from base 265 to 624 and encodes 119 amino acids.